Molecule: messenger RNA, 1035 nt
Organism: Heterobasidion irregulare TC 32-1
Lineage: Eukaryota; Fungi; Basidiomycota; Agaricomycetes; Russulales; Bondarzewiaceae
Exons: 17
Coding region: 1-1035 (344 amino acids)
Source: RefSeq, a predicted model, not a curated record
AUGCCUUCUCUCAUUCCGCUAGACGAUUCGCUUGGCGCUACUUAUAUCGGAGUGAUCGUGUCUACUGGAAUAUACGGGGUGACCUGCCUACAAGUAUAUUUAUAUUAUACACAACAUUGUAGCAACGAUGGCCGAUUCCUGAAAGCUUUCGUUGCCAUUUUGACGCUCCUCGACACUUUUCACGUCGUGCUUUUAGCGCACUUUAUGUAUAUCUAUACCGUCGCCAAUUUCGGGGACUAUAGGGCCCUCGUCCCUUUGUGCUUCUUGAUUGAGUUUGUGAUAGGGGAUCUGUUGAGUGUCUUGGUUCAGAUCUUCUUUGCGUAUCGGAUAUAUUGCCUAAGCGGGAGACGCACACUAAUACCACCUGCCUCUAUACCUCGGACAUCUAUGUUCGGAACUUUAGAUUUAUUGAGACGACCCAAGGCUGAUGAAGUCAACAUCACGACAGCUGGCGCGCUCGGUGAGGUCUUACGCUCCACGGUCAUUGGUUUCCGUGCUCCAACAUUUUUUUCUGAGCGCUCCGAGAUUCUGCUGUGGACCAUCAUUUCAACUGCAGUAGAAAUUUCUUGUGACGUCCUCAUUACGGGGUUCAUGAUCUUCCACCUUCGCAAGUGCCGUACGCAAUUCGAAAGAACGAAUCGGGCCAUCAAUCUACUAAUUACCUACACUCUGAAUACGUCAGCACUGACUAACCUUGUUAAGUUCUUGACAUUACAUCAGUCCCUCGUCUUCACCGCGUUCUUCUUCAUCUUGGUCCGACUCUAUUUCUGCUCGUUCAUGUCUUCCUUGAAUUCUCGAGACUUCGUUCGACAAGAGCUCAACAGCAAACAAGAUGAAGUGAUUACUCUGUCCAGAUUUGCUGCAGCGGAAGCGGGAGUAUCUUUACAGAGGGAGGACACUGUCGGUAGAUCGGUGGAAAGUCACAAAGGGUUUGAAUGCUCAUCUUCGAAGUUGCAUCAUACUGACGAUAUCGCUACAGAGGAUCAAACCAAUAUGUUUGACCGUCUCCCUAUUGGUCUCCUCGAUGCUCAUUAG